Glossina fuscipes is the source of this 858-nucleotide messenger RNA. RefSeq names its product MOB kinase activator-like 3 (gene Mob3). Gene Ontology annotation, molecular function: protein kinase activator activity. The record is from RefSeq and is a predicted model, not a curated record. The transcript is spliced from 6 exons. Gene Ontology annotation, cellular component: cytoplasm; nucleus. Lineage: Eukaryota; Metazoa; Arthropoda; Insecta; Diptera; Glossinidae. Bases 125 to 781 code for a protein of 218 amino acids. Gene Ontology annotation, biological process: signal transduction; positive regulation of protein phosphorylation.
UGUAAAUUUAGAUUUGGUUUUAUAAAUUAACUAUCAUAAAUGGAAGGUUAUGAGCAAGUUUAAAAAAAAUUGUAAGAAUUAGUAAAAAGCAUAGUCUUAUGUCGUGCAAUUAAAAGUUGCGAAUAUGGCUUUAAAUGGAUUUUUGGAAUUCUUUCAAAAAGGAAAGACCUUCCGUCCUAAAAAGCGCUUUACUGCUGGUACUAUUCGAUACUCUUUGCACAAACAAGCGCAAGCUAGUCUACAAUCUGGAAUAAAUUUAAGGCAAGUUGUGCGUUUACCUGAUGGGGAGAAUCUAAAUGAUUGGGUUGCUGUACACGUUGUAGAUUUUUUCAAUCGAAUCAAUUUAAUAUAUGGGACGGUUUCCGAAUAUUGUAACGAAACAACGUGCCCGACAAUGUCCGGUGGUUCCCGAUAUGAAUAUCUGUGGGCUGACGGUGAAAAUUAUAAAAAACCAACAGCUCUGCCUGCACCAAAGUAUAUAGAAUUGUUAAUGGACUGGAUUGAAUCCAUCAUUAACAAUGAAACCGUGUUUCCUGUCUCUACAGAUAUUCCGUUUCCUAAAACAUUUCCGACGCUUUGCCGUAAAAUUUUAACACGUUUGUUUCGGGUAUUCGUCCAUGUUUAUAUUCAUCAUUUUGAUCGAAUUGUCAGUAUUGGGGCGGAAGCGCAUGUGAAUGCCUGUUAUAAGCAUUUCUAUUACUUUGUACAGGAGUUUGAUCUCAUUUCAAGCAAAGAGCUGGAACCACUACAGGAGAUGUCCUCGCGAAUAUGUAAAGAUUAAAGAACUGAUUUUAAUUAUUAAGACGAAAUUGCUGUAUACGCACACAUACACAUGCACACACUAAUUAAGUUAAAGCA